This is a messenger RNA of Orussus abietinus, 2932 nucleotides long. Its product is annotated as zinc finger protein 135-like. Bases 41 to 1165 code for a protein of 374 amino acids. The transcript is spliced from 2 exons. NCBI's taxonomy places the organism in Eukaryota, Metazoa, Arthropoda, Insecta, Hymenoptera, Orussidae. Gene Ontology annotation, molecular function: DNA-binding transcription factor activity, RNA polymerase II-specific; RNA polymerase II transcription regulatory region sequence-specific DNA binding. Gene Ontology annotation, cellular component: nucleus. The record is from RefSeq and is a predicted model, not a curated record. Gene Ontology annotation, biological process: regulation of transcription by RNA polymerase II.
CCUGCAAGAAUUCUGAAAUCUCUGCGGGAGAUGUCCUGGCAUGGACAUUCUACUGAGGGAAGGAUACGACCCUCUUCGAAUCAAGUCCGAAGUGCCGGAUGCUUGGGAAGAAGCUACCGAAGCUUCAACUUCGAUCCAUUCCGAUAUCUGGGUGAAGUCCGAGUGGAUGUACCCAUACUCCUGUAUGUCCGAGUCGGAAACUUCCCUUAGCACGUCAAAUGCUCCCGAGCACGUUAACGGAGAAGCUGACCAAAACAAAUCCCCAGGCAAAAAGUCCAUCCCAGAUCCUGCGAGAAAUGUUCGAAGAAAUGUCAAUUGUCUGGAGGGAAUCCGGGAAAAUCGAAAGCACCCUUGCGAAGAAAGUCAGAAGAUCAUCGGACACGCGAAACGGCAGAGGCCGAAGCGCUACAGAUGCCACCUUUGCACCAGGUCCUUCGUAACCGUGAAGUUGCUCGAAGUGCACAGGAACGAGUACCACAGCACCAACUACAUAGAGUGCUCCAUUUGCAACCACAAGUACAAGUCUCAGCGAGGUCUGACUCAGCACGAGACCAGGGUGCACAGCAUCUGCGAGUCCAAGUUCGAGUGCGACUACUGCGGCGAUCGCUUCAAGUUGAAGAUCGACGUGUGUCUGCACAUCAAGAGGAAGCACAUGUACUUCGUGGAGGAGUGCCGCUUCUGCGGGAAAUCUGUCCGGGACAGAAGCGCCCACGAGCGAAUCAGACAUCAGGGUCGCAAAGUCACGGACUACCCUCACGCGUGUUCCCAGUGCACCUUGAAGUUCGAGUCCGUGGAGAAGCUCUACACCCACGUCCUGGGACACGCUAACGGCUUCAGGUGCUCCGAGUGUGGCAUCAGGUUCUCCACUUUGGAGCUGAUGACCGACCAUAAGAUCCAGAAACACAAACCUGCUUCCUGCGUCAUCUGCAACAAGCCCUUCAGUACCAGACGGAAUAUGUACCAGCACGUCCUCACUUACCACAGCAACAUCAAGCCCCAGCAGUGCGAUAUCUGUGGGGAGGCUUUUAGGAAAAGAAACGUCAUGCUAGAUCACAGGAGCGAGCAUCCUGGACCUCUACCUCCGAUCCCGCGGCUCCCAAAACGCGCACCGAUCGCCAAACUCGCUAAGAUCAUUCUGCAAAAGUAUUCUUCGUUGUGUCAAUGAUCAUUUGUCGCGGUGAUAAUUACGGUGGCAAGAACUAUGUUGCGAACCCUCUCAGGAAGCAAGCUUCGCACUCGGCGUGCCUUAAGCUUUGCGUUAAGCUUUAGACAAAUAUUUAGUUGGGUUGAUAAAAGUUAGCUCAACCGUAGAAGAUGAUUAUUAUGUGGACCAUCAAUUGUUUGAGUGAUAUAGUAAAAUUCCACGGUUAAUUAUUUUCGGUAGUUGGUGGUAGAAUCACCCCAUGUGUUUAUGUGAUUUGUGUGUCCACUUUGGAGCUGAUGACCAACCAUGAGAUCUAGAAACACAAACCUGCCUUCUGCGUCAUCAAUAUUUCAGUCGAUAAACCAAAUGCUUUCGUUAAAUGUACCAAAUUGUUUUAACAUUUUGGGGUGAUCUACUAUAAUAUUUUAUGUAGUCAAUCGAAAGUUGUUAACCUAAGAUUUUUAUCAUCUAAACGAAAUAUUUGGUGGUUGUUAUAAUAACCGUAAUCCAUGGUGGAACCAAGAAAAUUUCUAUUCAUUCAAAAUUACCUUCCGUCCCUAUUAUUACAUUGCGAUUGUACUGAUGUUAUGUAAUUAAUAUUUCAGUGGAAACAGAAGACAAUUUUAGAAAAACCACGAUUGCAAAUCGACUCGAUCCUGGCUUUAGUUUUACAAAUUUGCGUAAUAAUCGGGGAGACGCGUUAUUUUGACGUUAUUAUACAUAUUCCAAAUGUUUAUAAUUUUUGGACAGCUGUUUAGUCCCAUCACUAGGAUCGAUGUCUCAUUUGUUGAGUGAAUGUGUUAGAAUUUCGAAAUUGUAAAUAAUUCUUAGGUUCGAAAGGAAAAAUAUCGAUAGCUUAGAAAUAACAAAUGAUACAUUACAAAUGAUCAUCGAAAGAAUAAAAUAUACAUUUUUAGGAAUUCAGGGACGUUGAACUCUUUGAGUUCCUAACAUGGUAAAUGUCCCCGUUAAACAAUAUUGCGGAAAAUCGUGAUAAUUUGUAAGAAUUCGAGACUGUCCUAAUUUUGCAGGAACAUACCUUAGUGACAGUGUUUAAUUGAUUCUAUUUCAUACAGUUCUACAUUGACGAUACUGAAAAAAUCGGUGCUUAACGCUAUGAGUGUUGCAAUUAAAACACUUAAAUUAAAGAAUAUUAAUAUAUAUUAUUAGCCCUUUGACUGCGAAAAAUCUGUCUACACUGAUUAAAGCCCAUGUAAAUUUACAUACUGAAUCAUUGGUUAUUUAUAUGGUAAAUUACAGUAAAAUUACAUUGUCUCCGUGACAUCACAUUAAAUUCAAGUAAAAAUGCACCAAUACGGCAAAUAUAAAAUGUCAGGGCUAUUUACACAUUUUCUAAUUUUCAAUUGUUUCAUUUUACGUUUUUCUGUCUGAAACUUCGCUAAUACGUCGAAAGGGCUAAACCAGUCAAAGGGUAAAUUAUUCUUAAUUAUUCUUUCGCAAAAUGCGCUUACGCGUUCGGUGCACCUUGUUUUGGGAAUAAUGAGAAUUAAGAUGAGAUGUUAAUAAUAAUCAGCGGCGAUUUUAAUGUCAUCUUUUCUAAGCCGGAGGCAGAUUGACUCGAUAGACAAGAAAUUCAAAUUAAAUAACACUAAUGAAAAUACGUACCUUGUGUUAAUACCGAAACACAAAGACAAAUGUAAAUCGUAAUUCACUGUAAAAAAAAAAGACACCAAAGAUACGUUUCACUUUCAUUACAUGCGAGCUUACACCCGUUAUCAUGGCAUAAGAAGUUUCACUUCGAAGAUGUAAGUGCAACAAUCAUCCCGA